Pteropus alecto (black flying fox) is the source of this 3582-nucleotide messenger RNA. It is a transcript of the gene NYAP2, whose product is annotated as neuronal tyrosine-phosphorylated phosphoinositide-3-kinase adaptor 2. The record is from RefSeq and is a predicted model, not a curated record. NCBI's taxonomy places the organism in Eukaryota, Metazoa, Chordata, Mammalia, Chiroptera, Pteropodidae. The coding region runs from base 176 to 2134 and encodes 652 amino acids. The transcript is spliced from 6 exons. Gene Ontology annotation, biological process: phosphatidylinositol 3-kinase/protein kinase B signal transduction; neuron projection morphogenesis.
UAAUUGAAGAAAAACUGAGCUGAACUACAAGUCUAUUCCUUAUGGUGCUGGAUUACUCCUACAGAACUGCCCUGAGAUCAACCGCGAGAGAGGGCUCAGACAGACACAAGUCACCUUCUGAUUAUUGCACUUAGCUCUCCCUGGGGACUUAAAUUUUGGAAGUGUUCCUUUUUACAUGAUCUCCUCCAAGAUGAUGAGUUCUAAUCCCGAGAAAGACCCUUUGGACACAUUUCUCCAAUAUAUUGAGGAUUUGGGGAUGAAGGCCUACGAUGGCUUGGUUAUUCAGAACGCAUCAGACAUCGCUCGAGAGAAUGAUCGCUUGAGAAAUGAAACAAACCUGGCCUACUUGAAGGAGAAGAAUGAAAAACGCCGAAGACAAGAAGAAGCAAUAAAACGCAUAGGAGGAGAAGUAGGGCGUGGCCACGAAGGAAGUUACGUGGGCAAACAUUUCCGCAUGGGAUUCAUGACGAUGCCCGCCCCUCAGGACAGGCUUCCCCAUCCUUGCUCCAGCGGCUUCUCCGUCAGGUCACAGUCUCUGCACUCUGUUGGGGGCACAGAUGAUGACAGCAGCUGUGGCUCCCGGAGACAACCACCACCCAAGCCCAAGCGAGACCCUAGCACCAAGCUGAGCACGUCAUCGGAGACGGUCAACAGCACAGCCACCAGUAAGAGCGGGAAAGCCCCCGAGCGGACUGAAGUGUCGACCAAACCGAGACCCCACAGUGAUGAAUAUUCGAAGAAAAUUCCUCCUCCCAAACCAAAACGGAAUCCAAACACUCAGCUCAGCACAUCUUUUGAUGAAACGUACAUCAAGAAGCACGGGCCGCGGAGGACGUCGCUCACGCGCGACUCCUCCCUCUCCCAGGCCAGCAGCCCCGCGGGGGACCCGGAGGAGGAGGAGCCGGUGUACAUCGAGAUGGUGGGGAACAUUCUCAGAGACUUCAGGAAGGAGGACGACGACCAGAGCGAGGCCGUCUACGAGGAAAUGAAAUACCCCAUUUUUGACGACUUGGGCCAAGACUCAAAAUGUGACCUUGACCAUCACAGUUGUUCUUCGCAGUGUGCUACGCCCACGGUGCCUGACUUGGACUUCGCCAAGUCCUCAGUGCCAUGUACUCCAAAGGGUUUGCUUUGUGACAUCCCCCCGCCCUUCCCCAACCUGCUUUCGCAUAGACCCCCACUGCUGGUGUUCCCACCAGCCCCUGUGCAGUGCUCCCCCAAUUCCGACGAGUCUCCACUCACCCCACUGGAGGUCACAAAGCUUCCUGUGUUGGAAAACGUGUCUUACAUGAAACAGCAGGCGGGAGCCUCGCCAUCCUCGCUGCCCUCUCACUCCUCGGGUCAUCCCAAACUGGAGAAAGACCAGAGCGGAGCGCUAGGACCCGCUCCGGCGACGUCUGUGCUCUCCUCGUCCCCUCCCCCGCCUUCCACUCUGUACCGAACGCAGUCCCCGCACGGCUACCCGAAAAGCCACUCGGCCUCCCCGUCGCCGGUCAGCAUGGGGCGGUCCCUGACCCCCCUCAGCCUCAAAAGGCCUCCCCCCUACGACGCUGUGCAUUCGGGCAGCCUCUCAAGGAGCUCUCCAUCAGUGCCUCAUUCGACCACCAGGCCAGUGUCGCAGGAUGGGGGCAAGAUGGUCAAUGCUUCGGUGAACACGUACGGGUCGGCGCCCAGCGGCUCCCGGUCCAGAACGCCCACAAGCCCUUUGGAAGAACUCACCAGCCUCUUUACCUCGGGACGGAGCCUGCUGAGGAAGUCGUCCAGCGGCCGCCGGUCGAAAGAGCCUGCAGAGAAAUCGACAGAGGAGCUGAAAGUACGAAGCCACAGCACGGAACCUCUACCAAAGCUGGACAGCAAGGAGAGAGGACAUCACGGGGCGUCUUCCAGAGAGCCUGUCAAAGCUCAGGAAUGGGAUGGAACACCGGGGCCGCCCGUGGUCACCAGUAGACUAGGAAGAUGCUCUGUGAGCCCCACUUUGUUAGCAGGAAACCACAGCUCAGAACCGAAAGUCAGCUGCAAGCUAGGCCGGUCUGCAUCCACGUCAGGUGUGCCCCCUCCAUCAGUUACUCCUCUCAGGCAAGCCAGUGACCUGCAACAGAGCCAGGUACCACCAUCGUUAGCCAAUCGUGAUUGACUUCCUGUGAUGCAACAUGCCAAACGCUUCCCACCUCUGUCUGUCGUGUGUUGCUGUAGACAAGUUUUGCAUUUGCUUUUACUUUUCUAUGUGUGUAUGGGUCGGGGGAAUGAGUUGUGGCAGUCUGUGUUUUCAUCCAAAAAGGAAAGUCUUUCUUCCCUGUGAUUGGUGAAACUUUCUUUGCUGUUACCAAAUUGUUUGUGUCUCUGGUUUCCAUCCUUCUGUAAUAUAAAUGUAGCAAACCUGUACUGUAUGUAUUGGCUUAGUGAUUGCUUUUUAAAAUUCUUUCUCUCUUCCAUGUUUUGUGUACUUUUAUACUGUCUCUGAAAAUUUAUCAACAUUUGAUAAAUUUAUCUACUUUGUUUUCUGUAGAUUUCCUUUUGAAUGUUUUGUCCACGACACUUGCACAGAUGUCGUCGAUGAAUUUGUACAUAUCUUUUAGCUCUUUUCCUAUUAUACUGUAACAUCCGUGGCCAUUCGACUUUUAUUUUUGUUUAGCUGGGAGCAUGAUUGUAAGACACUGUGGGUAUCGAUGACCUUGUGAAUAUUCAUAUACCAGCUCAUUGGCAUUGAACUUGGCAGCUAGGCUUCUUUCUUAGGCCAUAAAGACAAAUUGACCAACCAGAUCAUCAAGAUAUUUAUCAAAAACUGUAGAUUAAUAAGGCAACCUUGAAAUAAAUGACUUUUCUCUCUUAAACCAACAACAUUAGAAAUGUUCUCAGAAAGAGGAUAUAAGCAUUCAUGCAUGAUAAAUGAGAUCUUUAUUAUCACCUGGAGAAAAGAGACAAAAAAUAAAGGUAUAAGCUAAAAUAUCAUUUACUCCUUCACAGUACAGUAUGUUGCUCUGAUAUUCAUUUGGGUUCAUGGGUAUGUAUGGGGAAUUCAGUAUGAGGAAACAUCACUCCAUAUAAAUGUCUAUCUGUAACUCACCCCAACAGGAAUUCAACACCUUGACUUAGGUUGUGACACUUAAUUGUUAUUACUGUUAAGUAUCAUGGGUGUUAAGUCGGAUAAUAUCAUACUGGAGUGGUUUCUCUCUGCUUCCUAGCUUUAAUCUUUGCAUUUGUAAAACUCUUCUGAAAUAGUAAAUUAGUAAAACUAGUGAUGAUACCUCCAUGGGAACUGUCCAUUACUGAUUAGCAAAUUACAUAUUCAUCAAUUAUUUAAAAUGUCAAGCUAUUUUAAAAACAUAACUCAGCAGAAUAAUUGCAUUUUUUUUUUCUAAUGGGAGAAACAGUGCUUUUUAGUAAUUUGGUCUGGCUUAAAUAUGCACAGUAUUUGAUUUAUGAAUAUGUGUGAUGUCUACAAACACAAGAGAUGAGAGUCUCCUCAAGUUUCAUUUAGAAUUUUUUGUGUCUUAACUUAAUGUUAUAUGACUUCAUAACUAAACGUGCCCGGCUCGAACACUUUUUAGGUAUAAAAGAAGUAGAAACAAUAAGACAAUGAAU